AUGAGCGCAGAGGAUAAGCGCAAGACACUGCUCGCCAUAUUUCACGAGACCAAGGACGUCUUCGUACUGAAGGAUGUGGAGAAAAUUGGAGCGAAACGAGGGGUGGUCCUGCAAAGCAUCAAGGAUGUGCUGCAGACACUCGUAGAUGAUGACCUGGUCCACAUGGAGAAAAUCGGAUCCUCAAACUACUUCUGGUCAUUUCCCAGCGAGGCGGCAGUCAAGCUGCAAGUCGAAAUAACCAAACUGGAGACGCAGCUUGAGGAGCGAAGCCAGGAGGCAAAAAGCCUGGGUGCACAGCUGGAAAGCAAGAAGGUUGGAAACACCGAUACGGUGCAGGAGGAGAGAUCCUGUCUGGUGCGCCGGCUGGCUGAGCUGGAUGAGAAGCUGGCUGCUAGCUCAGCAGAGCUCAGACAAUAUGCAGCCAGCGACCCUGAACGAUACGAGGCCCUGAAGCAAGCCACCCCCGUGGCCAUCGACUCGGCAAACCGAUGGAUUGACAACCUCCACGCCCUGCACGACUGGCUCCGGAAGAAGUUCCAGGGAAUGGACACCCAAGUGACGAACUUGGAUAACUGGCCCGAAAUGGCUCAGGUCUCCACAGGCGUGACCACCAGCUCCUUCGCCGGGUCCGGCCCCGCGGCGGACCAGGAUGAUCGCACCAUCGCCGGGCUGCACAUCCCAGGCUCCAGCACCCUGUACACCCUGCUGAGCCUGCUGCAGCUGGUGGCGGGCAUCGCGGCCCUCAUCGCUCCCUACAGGCUGACUGACAUCUUCUUCAAGCACCACAUCAUCGCCCCCGAUCUCCUGUACGAGGAGCUGUGGAGGCUCCUGGCAGGAGUGCUUUUCGCUGGCGCCGCCACCGCCUACGCCCUGAAGGUGACCUCUGACCGCCAGCUUCUGGCGGAGCCCCUCACCCAGCGCCUGCAGCUCGGAUUCGUGUGGUUUGCGCUGGUGGCCCUCGUCCUGCACCUGGUCUACCUCCUCUUCAUCAAGACCCUGACAUGGUGGGGCCUGCUGCUGGGCGCCGCCGUGGUGGCACCCACCCUCCUCCUCCCCGUGGUCCACCUCAGCCUCAGCGGCGGCUUCGGCCUGGCUGCCACCAUCCACGGCUUCCGGACUGGACUGGGCAACCUGGUCCACCCACGCAGCUUCUCUGUGGCUGGCUUCCUCUACACCCUGCUCACCGUCGCCUUCACCGUCGUCGGCUUCCUCAUUGUCAUCCUGCCCAAGCGCACCCUGGACUGGACCUACGGCUACCACGCCGGCAAGAACCCGUCCUUCCUGUGGCAGUGGGUGGGCGCCGCCUUCUUCUUCCUCUUCUCCGCCAUCACCUACACUCUGACGGAGCGCUCUGUGGUCGGCCGCCUGCACACCACUGUGCCCAAGGUUCUGAACGUCGGCCUCCUGGUGGCCUCCCUCUUCUUCAUCCUGGACUUUGGCACCCUCAUCUUCAACAGCCCCAUUGCGGGCCGCUGGCUGCUGCCCGUCCUGUUCGGGCACUGGGUCCUGGUCCUGCUGGCCUCCAUCCUGGGCCUCAGCGCCUCCCCGCCCGCCACUGCCUAUGAGUACGAGCCGCUGCUCGGCGAGGGCCAGGUCUGA
This is a messenger RNA of Auxenochlorella protothecoides, 1599 nucleotides long. Its product is annotated as Meiotic nuclear division protein 1-like protein. Bases 1 to 1599 code for a protein of 532 amino acids. The record is from RefSeq and is a predicted model, not a curated record. Lineage: Eukaryota; Viridiplantae; Chlorophyta; Trebouxiophyceae; Chlorellales; Chlorellaceae. The transcript has 12 exons.